UCCUCCAUUAUCUGUUAAUGGCCGGUUUCCGUCGGCACAAGUGACGUCGAUCCACGCUACAACUCCUCUGAAAAGUCCAGACCGGGGGAAACAACAAACCAUCAUUUGUUGAUGAAUGAUCAUGUCCUCCACAAUCCCGUUCCCCAUAUCUGUUAUUGCCGUCUUUGUCAUGUUGUAAUUUUCUUCUCGUUGUUUUGCGAUUGAUUGAUUGACUUGACUACCCACGAUCUCUCCGUUGCGGUCUCUCUCUUCUCUGUUCCUUUCUUCGUCUUUCCUAUAUCGGUUGUGUCUUGAUUUCAACAACCCAACAUCCACAAUGAAGAGGAUCUGUCGUUCCAGUCAACGGCCAGCAUCGCUGUUGCGGCCUCUUACACCGACUACCCACCAGCCCCGACUCGUGCCAAUCGCUACUCAGUCUUCGACAACGACGACGACAACAACACAAACAGCUCCAAACCGUCGCUAUGCCAGCUCGCUCUCCCAGAGACCAGAUUCCAGCCAUGUCAUGUUCCCGGGAGCCGUCAAGUCAGCUUUCAGCAACUCCAUGACCUUUGAAGAGCCCUCAAAAUACGAUGCUCUACCGACCUACCGGGCCGUCGACCAACACGGCCAGGUGGUCGACCCUUCGUUCAAGCCCGACUUGAGCGACGAGGAAGUCAUCAAGCUCUACCACGACAUGCUGACGGUUUCCAUCAUGGACCUGAUCAUGUUCGAUGCGCAACGCCAAGGCCGCCUCAGCUUUUACAUGGUAUCAGCGGGCGAAGAGGCCGUUUGCGUGGGUAGCGCCUCGGCGCUGUCUCCGGAGGACGUGGUGUUCUGCCAGUACCGCGAGCAGGGCGUGUUCAAACAGCGCGGUUUUAAGUUGAGUGACUUUAUGAACCAGCUGUUUGCUAAUCACAAGGACUCCGGCAAGGGGAGGAACAUGCCGGUGCAUUACGGGAGCAAGGAGUUGAAUAUUCAUACAAUUUCGUCCCCAUUAGCCACCCAGCUCCCCCAGGCUGCCGGAGCUGCGUAUGCCCUCAAGAUUCAGAGAAUGCAAAAUCCCACGGUACCCCCGAGGGUAGUAGCCGCCUACUUCGGCGAAGGCGCCGCCAGCGAGGGUGACUUCCACGCCGCGCUGAACAUUGCCGCCACCCGUGGCUGCCCAGCCGUCUUCAUCUGUCGUAACAACGGUUACGCCAUCUCGACCCCAACCCUCGAGCAAUACCGGGGCGACGGUAUCGCCAGCCGCGGCCUCGGCUACGGAAUCGAGACCAUCAGGGUAGACGGCAACGACUUCUGGGCCGUACGGGAGGUGACAAAGAAAGCGCGCGAGCUGGCCCUGCAAGACGGCGGCAAGCCGGUCCUGAUCGAGGCCAUGACUUACCGCGUCAGCCACCACAGCACGUCGGACGACUCGUUUGCGUACCGUGCCAAGGUCGAGGUGGAGGAUUGGAAGCGGAGGGACAACCCGAUCGGAAGGCUGCGCAAGUGGAUGGAGGCCAAGGGGAUCUGGGAUGAGAACAAGGAGAGGGAGACACGCGAUAGUAUCAGAGCAGACAUCCUCAAGGCGUUCUCCCAGGCGGAGAAGGAGAAGAAGCCUGCUAUCAGGACCAUGUUCGAGGACGUGUAUGAGGAGUUGACGCCGGAUAUUAAGCAGCAGAUGAAGGAGUUGAAGGAGCAUCUGGAGCAGUACCCGGAGGAGUAUGAUCUUGGGAACUUUGAGGGCGGGAAGGACAGUCUGGCUAAGUAGGGUAGACGUCG
Messenger RNA from Neurospora tetraspora, 1743 nucleotides. RefSeq names its product 2-oxoisovalerate dehydrogenase alpha subunit mitochondrial precursor. The coding region runs from base 317 to 1732 and encodes 471 amino acids. Gene Ontology annotation, biological process: branched-chain amino acid catabolic process. Gene Ontology annotation, molecular function: oxidoreductase activity, acting on the aldehyde or oxo group of donors, disulfide as acceptor. The record is from RefSeq and is a predicted model, not a curated record. The transcript is spliced from 2 exons. Lineage: Eukaryota; Fungi; Ascomycota; Sordariomycetes; Sordariales; Sordariaceae.